Folsomia candida is the source of this 2516-nucleotide messenger RNA. RefSeq lists its product as uncharacterized. The record is from RefSeq and is a predicted model, not a curated record. The transcript has 9 exons. NCBI's taxonomy places the organism in Eukaryota, Metazoa, Arthropoda, Collembola, Entomobryomorpha, Isotomidae. Gene Ontology annotation, molecular function: protein binding. The coding region runs from base 277 to 1890 and encodes 537 amino acids.
UGUUUAUUUUUAAGAGUGUGACUACAUCAGGUGAACCACAGUAAAUUUUUGCAAAUAACGUACAGACCUCAUACAACAAGCGGUCCAAUGUUAUGAUAAGUGAAGCCUACAUUAUCUGCCUGAUAAGACCAGAUAAAAUUCCUGACUAUGUAUAGACGUUUGGCAUUAUUACGUACACAUUACACUCUCCAUUUCACUCCACGUCUGCUACACGCAAACCAAACCAUUCAAGAUUCUUAAUAUUUCAUAACAGAAUUUACACGUGACGGGUCUAACAUGGCACACGAAACGACGGAUCCAACCUGUUUAACAGGAGCUAUGAGUCAUCUUUUUGAUACCGGAUUAUUUUCUGAUGUCGCAUUUUUAGUGGGUAAAGAGAAACAUCGAUUUAACGUACACCGAAUGAUCCUUGGGGGAAGAUCGCCCGUUUUUGCGACAAUGUUGGAGGAACGAUGGGCUCAACAGCAAACCAGGACAGAUUCCGACUUCAGGGACAAAGUGUUCAUUAGGUUCCAGGAGUAUGAUGUAGAGUCGUUUCGGAUUUUUCUAAAGUUCUUGUACACGGACUGGCUAUCCCCAGUGAACCUCGGGAUAUUGUUGGACCUUUUGAAACUAGCUCAUUUGUACGAGAUUCCUCGCCUUUUACGCAUUGUGGUGGAUCGUGUAAAAGAAUAUGUUGCAAAAUGUGACCCAAAAUCGGCCAAUGACUGCCUGACCAUAUACAAACAUUCCAGGCAUAUUGAUGAGAAGUUGGGCGAGCUAAGUUUCCAAUUUUUCAUGAAGCAUGUUCGACUGGCUGGACAAAAUAAUCGGUAUUUAUCAUGGGAUACGGAAACCGUGAGGCACAUAUUACACCAGGAUGUCGUUGAUGUUCGGGAAGUUGAUAUAUUUAAGGCUCUAUUGAACUGGGCAAAAUGCGAUGGACCUAGUGACGAUGAUAAACAUUCUGAAAAGGCAAAAGUAUUUCCUCAGCUUUUGAAAAUGAUUCGAUUUCCAGCCAUGGGAAUAAAAGAUUUUGGGAGUGAAGUCGUCCCCACGCAAGUCCUUUCUCAGGAUGAAGUUGUGAAAAUGUUUCUACACUUUUCUAAUCCAGGAGAAAAUUCUACAAUGUACAAUACUACACCCCGCCAGAAAGUGAAACCAGUGAGUUUUUGCAGCGCAACUGGACAGAUACCAGAUUUUGCGGUGUACCAGUCGAAGCUGGUUCGGCCACAUAUAACCAUGUCCAAAGUUUCUACAGCAACUGUGGAUCAAUUACCUCCAGAAAUUCGGUUGGAGGUAACGUCAUCCAUUUGUCUGACUGGAAUUAAGGUAGCUUCAUCCGACCUCUGGAAUCGUCAUGGGAAUGAGUUUAAAUUUAUCGUUCUUGUGAAAAUCGAUGGUGGGUUAACUGUUGCAAAAGGAGAAGUUACAAUUACCAUACCCAACAGGCAUAACCCCGAGUAUCUAGUGUGGGUGAAAGAAAAACUUGCUUUAGCCGAAAUUCCAUUCGACGUACCGUUAACCUUACAAAGAGGCAAAUUCUAUGAAAUAUUGGUGCACUGUAAACAAACAACGACGCCUGCGAGCGAUUUGAUGUAUGGAUAUCAAACUGGUUAUGUUGUUCUCUGUCGCCGGAGUGAUUCGCAAACCUACUCUGGGUUCCGAGAAGAAGAAAGAAACAUAACUUUCGCUAAUAAUGUGAUGGGGAAAUUGAAAUGCCUUGGUGGAUUAGGAUCACGGUGGAUUGGUGACUUAGUCAUUGCUCCGGCAGUUAGUGAAGCUGAAACUCCUACGGCCUGCCCAAUAACUUUCGGGACGUCAAACGUAUUUGCCGUAGGCUUUUGUGGCUUCCAAAAAGACACGCUCGUUAUAAACUCUAGUUGCUGCAUGGCAAAUGGAAAAUUUUGAAAUGGAUAAAGAAUAAAUUAGCGCUUUUGUUGGUAAAUGAGCUAACUUGCUGCUCACGUUCCUCGUGAACUGAUUUAUGUUGAAAAUUAAAUAAAACCUGAACUACCCGUUACCCGUGCGGGUAGUUCUCGCUACCCGCAGAUAACGGGUACCCGCAAGGAUCGUGCGGGUAACGGGUACCCGACCCGUUACCCGCGGCAACUUUACUGUCCUAUACUUCAUAGCCAAAGUUUACUGAAAUAAAUAUGGAAGCCGUUUUACAAAGAGGGACAAAAACACUGUCUACAAUUUUCUUAAUUACGUACGAUGAGCUUAUAUCAAUAAUUUUAAUCUUUAUAUUUCCAUCACGAAGACUGAUUAAUAUUGUUAGGUUUAAAUUAGGCAUGUGGCAAAUUAUUCAUGAACCUAAUUUCUAAGUUCUGCAAGUAAGAAAAACUCUUCAAACGAAAAAAUUUCCUGAGAAAGACUAAUGAAUCAUCCAGAUAUGUUAAAUUAGUACGUAUGUUAUUACCUACUAAUAUCGUCGUUUCUUAUGCUUUGAAAUGAUUUCAUUUUUAAAAAGUGUCGUAUUUAUCAGUAUAAGAUUAUUAAAAUAAUGUGUAUCGAAAUUUGAAACCUAAAAAUCA